AUGACCAUCACAACAGACGAUGUUCACGAGUCUUCUACCGUCGGAUUGAAUAAGAAGCAAAAGCAAUUGUUUGAUCUUGUCAAACCAUAUCUCUUCAUAUUUGAAAUGAUAUGUGCUUUUGAAGUUAUUCUUCUUGUAUUUGUAUUACUUUCAGCCAUUACAACAUUCUUUGAUUCUUUACCAAAAUUAAACAAACAGGACCAUGAAUGUUCGAGCAAUAGUAUUUAUUACAUUAUAUUAUCUAUGGGAAUUAUGGGAUUAGUUGAAUUGAUUUUGCUUGCAAGCACAUUUCAAUUAUCAACUUUAGAAGAAAAACCACUUUUGAAAAACGAAAUUCGGAAAACAGCAGGAUCAGGCAUUACUAAUUUCUUUACGUUGGCUUGUUUUGUCACUCGUUUGGCUUUGAUCAUUGCAAGUACGUCGAUCAUUGAGGCACCUGCAUGUUCGAAAACAACCAUUUACACUACUGACCUGCAUUACUUUGUGAUUUGUAUGUGGCUAUUUUGGUCCUUUUCUGCUCUUCUCAUGAUCCCCAAGUUGUAUGCAUUUGUCAAGUCAAGAAAUAUCACUCGAGAAUUUUACAAGCAUAGAGAUGCAACUAAUUCUUUGGAUGUUCAUUUAACUGAUGAUGAAGAAGAAUUAUUAACCAACAAGUAA
This is a messenger RNA of Naegleria lovaniensis, 657 nucleotides long. RefSeq lists its product as uncharacterized. NCBI's taxonomy places the organism in Eukaryota, Heterolobosea, Eutetramitea, Acrasida, Naegleriidae. Bases 1 to 657 code for a protein of 218 amino acids. The transcript has 2 exons. The record is from RefSeq and is a predicted model, not a curated record.